Messenger RNA from Oncorhynchus kisutch (coho salmon), 2890 nucleotides. It is a transcript of the gene arhgef16, whose product is annotated as Rho guanine nucleotide exchange factor (GEF) 16. Gene Ontology annotation, biological process: activation of GTPase activity. NCBI's taxonomy places the organism in Eukaryota, Metazoa, Chordata, Actinopteri, Salmoniformes, Salmonidae. The transcript has 15 exons. Gene Ontology annotation, molecular function: protein binding; guanyl-nucleotide exchange factor activity. The record is from RefSeq and is a predicted model, not a curated record. Bases 234 to 2336 code for a protein of 700 amino acids.
AGGAAAAGCAGUCUACACGAAAGGGAGUCAAUUUAGCCUCCUUUUUUUUUUUUUUUAAUUCCGCGACUGUUUUGCUGAACACAUGCAAGAUAUAUAACACGUAGUUGUUUGGAAGAUGACCAUUUUUUUUAGUUGGACAGUCUCUGUUGCUAUGGUAGCCUUUUGCUGAUGCUGCAGAGAGAACCAAGCUCUCAGACAGGCAGACGUUGAACCACCUGGACCACGGACGAGGAAUGUCCAACAGACAAUCAGACGGGUCCAUGGGCGACCAGACCUCCCUCCUGCUGGAGCAACGCUUCUCUUCCGACCUGCAGCUGGACUGUGACUCACUGGACAACCACCAUGGCCAACCACAGGGCUCGCCCACGUCCCAGGCCGAGCCCCCAUUGGCCGAAGGUUCUAUGGGGCGGAAGCCGGUGGUCCUGAGCACUCAGAGUGCGGCGGCGCGGAAGCUGGGCACCCAGCAGCUAAUCCCCAAGAGUCUAGCGGUGACCAGUCGGCCCAGUAAGCCCCGCCACCACACCACCGUGGUCACCUUUCCCUUGGGUCUGGAGGCCGACUCCACCACCACCUCCUCCAGGAGCCGUCACUCUGCCAUGGAGCCUGAUGCAUCCUGGGAGGACUACGACAGUGACGGGAAUGGCUUCGCAUCGAGGAGGAACCGCAGGAACCAGUCGUACCGGGUGGCGGUGACCAGCCCUGACAUGGAAGCCAUUGCUGUGAACAAUGGGGGCGCGAACACGCUCAUGCCUGUAAAGGAGGACAGCAGAGCAUCCAGCCCAGGGCCGGCACACCUUCCCGCACGCAAGAGAACCUUGGGGAGAAAGAGGAACCAGAGGCACGGGGGCUCAUUCAAAGACGAUCCUCGGCUGUACCAGGAGAUCACGGAGCGGGGGCUGCAGCCCACCACUAUUGCGGAUGAUGAUGACUUUGUCCACGUGGAGCCACCUGGGGAGGACCAGGCCAUCGUGGUAAAGAGCUACAGGCCAGCGCAGGUUACCUGGAGCUCGCUACAGCAGGUGAAGGAUAACGGCAUUCUUCAGAUGAUCUCUGCUGAGGAGCGGAAGCGACAGGAGGCCAUAUUUGAGAUCAUCACCUCAGAGUUCUCGUACCUCCACAGCCUUGGCAUCCUGGUGAGGCACUUCAAAGGGAGCGAGGCACUGCGGAAGACCAUAACUGCCACCGAGCACCACCAUCUCUUCUCCAACAUCGCUGUCAUCGAAGGUGUCAGCAAAAGGUUUUUCGACGACCUUGAAAGGCGUCACCAUGACAACGUGGUGAUCCGGGACAUCAGCGACAUAGUGCAGAACCACGCCGCCCACCACUUUGAGCCCUACAUCGUGUACUGCUCCAACGAGACCUUCCAGCAGAGGACGCUGCAGAAGCUGCUAACGAGCAACACUGCUUUUAAGGAGGUGCUGAAACGGAUUGAGGGGAGUGGCGAGUCCCAAGGCCUGCCCAUGAUCUCCUUCCUCAUCCUUCCAAUGCAGAGAGUCACCCGGCUGCCGCUGCUAUUAGAUACGAUCUGUCAGAAAACUCCAGACACAACGGCGGAGCACUUUGCUGCAGUGUGGGCCCUGAAGGCCAUCAGUAAGUUGGUGAAUAGCUGCAACAACGGAGCAAGGCGAAUGGAGAGGACGGAACAGAUGUACACUAUUCAGAAGCAGAUGGAGUUUGGCAAGAUCAAGCCUUUCCCACUGGUGUCGUCAUCACGGUGGCUGCAGAAGCGCGGGGAGCUCGCCGUCUGCACUGAGGAGCUCAGUAUCUUCUGGAAGGCCUUCAGCCACAGGAGCUACUACCUGUUCCUCUUCAACGACGUGCUCAUCGUCACCAAAAAGAAGAGUGAAGAGAGCUAUGUGGUGAUGGACUAUGCCACGCUGGUGAAUGUGGAGGUGGAAUCGGCAGAGGAGCUGGAGGGACGGACAUCACCACCUGCCAAGGGAGGCUCCGCCCACCUGUCUCUGCGACUGCUGAUGUCAAGGAACAGCGAGGGGAGACCGGAGGAGAUUGCUCUGGUCGCUGAGUCCAGGGUCGACCGCGCUCGUUGGGUAAGUGCUCUCCGGGAGCACAAGCAGAACAGGACCAGUGCAGACGGCCUGCCGCAGUACGAGGCCACCAAAGCUUACAUGCCCAAGGAGCCAGACGAGCUAGGCCUGCAGCAAGCAGAGGUAGUCAUCCUCCUGCAGAAAGAAGAGGACUGGUGCCAUGGGGAGAGGAUGAGGGAUGGAGAGAGAGGCUGGUUUCCUGCCAGUUGUGCCACGGAGAUCACCAACCGCAUUGCCAUGGAGAACAAUGUACAGCGUAUGAAGCGUCUGCGCAAGGAGACCAACGUUUAGCCAACCAACAUCCCUGCCUCCAUAUCAGCAACAGACCUCACUUGCUUGGGCAGGAAGUAGCUGCCAUGGUAGUGUUGUAUGAAUUUAAUGUCAGUUCUGUAAAUGUAUUUCUAUUUUACAUUAAUUUGAAACAUGCCAUGGUGGUGGGAGUGUCAGUAAUGCCUUCCCCAUCUAUGUUAAUUGUGAUGCCUGCAAGUGCCAAAUAAAUAUUAAAACUUGUAUACAUUCUUAACUACAGUAUAUACCCAACCAAGUCUUUGAUUAAUUGAAAGUGGUUGUCAUGUAUUUGGACAGCACAGACCAUUGGUGCAAAACAAACAGUUGAGUCCACAGUUCUCCUUUGACUUUUUAUUUGAGCUUGCGUUGUUAAAAUUCAUGUUUGAAUACAUAAAAAGUUAUUUAAAAAUGUCAACUGACCAGAUAUCAAAUUACUUUUAAAAACCAUUUGGUGUAAAAACUUAGGACCGAUUUUUAGAAAAACAUCUGCCGUUUCCCCAACUUUUUUAAAUUUUUAUAGCUGUCACAAAAAUAAUGGAACAUAACAGGUCUGCAUA